AUUCCUUUUCAGCAACAUAGUCUGAUCCUCUGCAUUGCCUCUACUCGUAACAGUCUCAUCAUAUAAACAUGGAGGGGAUGCCUCGGGUACCGAUGCUCCAGCCGGAGCCAAAAAUCCCAGCUAAUCAGUAUGAUGAAGAAUUCCGACUGAAGAUCAAAGAGUAUAUCCUUCUACAUUUCCAAGAUGAUCCCAGUAAAUAUGACAGUGCCAUCACAGAGAUUAUGACAAUGAAACAGAAUAUAAGUAACUCGUAUGUGGAUGUCGAAACAGCCUGCUUACUGAAGCGCUACUAUGCACAGUUACUCAUGAUGAAAAACCGCUUCCCAAUGGAAGAGGGCGAUCCAAUCAAAGUCUUGUUUUGCUGGUAUGACAGAGCGAUGGAUAUCGCUCACUCAGCUACAUACGACGACGUUGGGUUCGAGUUAGCUUGCGUGAUGUACAACAUCGGCGCUGUUCAUGCUGCAAUUGCAGCAAAUGAGUCAAGAGAGAGUGAAGAUAGUAUAAAGAAUGCUUUUAUGCAUUAUCAAUAUGCCGCCUGGCCGUUGCAACAUCUUCGCGACAAACUGAACGCAUCAAAAUAUGCUUCGGUCGAUUUCGACAAAGAGUUGUUGACCUUCUUUGUUAAUGUGCUGUUGGGCCAAGCACAAGAAUGUCUGCUUGAGAAAAGUUUGAUCGACCAUCGCAGCAAUUUGGUUGUGUCAAAAUUGGCCAUACAUCUGAGAGAUCGUUAUCGAGAAUGCUUGCACCACAUCGAAAAUUCAAAUCUCUGUGAUUAUGUCUCAUCGCAGAAAUAUAAGCAAUGGUCGCGCACAUGUGCGAUAAAAAGCGAAAUGUAUGGCGCCGUCGCGAUGAUUCAUCUGGGUUGCCAAGCAGAUGAUGACAAGAAAAUGGGAGCGAGGUAUGGCUACUAUAAGAUAGCAAAUGAUCAUUUAACGGCCAUCUUGAAGCUAGCGGAAAAGGAGGACCGAGAAGCUAUGCGAGCGUCGAUUGCAUUUCUUUCCGACGUUGUUGGGAUCAAGCUAAACAAUGCUAAGAAAGAGAAUGAAUUUAUCUAUCACGAUCGGGUGCCGGGUCCUGAUGAAUUGUGCAAAGAUCUGGAGGGACUCUGCAAAGUUCGCCCUCUCUCCUUCGAUCCUUUGGAUCCAUCGGUUGGCGGCGAUGACCUUUUUGGAGGGCUUCUACCUUCUGGUGUUGUAAAAGCCGUUUCGGAAUAUGAAGAGGAGAAAGCGAGGCUCAAACGUGAAGUCUUGGCGAGAACCAAUGCCAGGGAUGAUGAGUUGGACACAUUCUUGGUUGCCCUGAGAGUUGAUGAAAUAGACUUGGAUGCAGAAACCACGCCUAUCCUGCCAGACAUGUUGCUUGAACGGAACGCUGCUUUGACAACGCAGCCGGAUGCUAUUCCAAAGCUGCUGGACAGCUUGCAAAAAGUUAGUGAUUUGGCUCACGAAGCAGGAGCGAAAUUGGGUAAUCUGUCGUCACGAAUAGCUGAAGUGGAUCUGCCUGAAAUAACAUCCGACGAGGGUUACAAGGCAAUCAAGAGUGAAUUGGAGCGGCUUACUGAGCAUCAUCAAAAAGCAAGAUCAAACAAUGUUGAGCUACAUAAGGCUAUUGCUGCCCAUACUACCAACUUGCACUUACUUAGCUUGCCGAUAGCAGAACUCACUAGCAAACUCGCUGGACCAGCCAUCAAUGCUGGUGCCACACCUGAAGGGGCUGCUCUUCGCCGUUUACUAGAUAAAACUCGCGAAAUGCAAGCUCAAAGAGCUCAACUCGUUCAGCGGUUGACUGAUGAAAUGAACAACGAUAACAUUGCCAAGAAGCUGUUGUCAGAGAGGGACACGGAUCACAAAGAGACCUUCACCGCUGAGCUGAAAAAGCACGAGGAAACCAUCAAAUAUAUCGACGCCAAUCUCUCGGCACAGGAGAAGAUUCUCUCAGCUCUCACGGAGGCAAAUGCUGAUUUCUCGGAUUAUAGGAAGAAGAUUAAGGCAUCAUUGAAUACACGUUCUGAACAAAUAAUGACGUUGGUGACUGCAUAUGAUGUUUAUUCUGAUGUGUGCAGCAAAGUGGAAGACGGAAGAAACUUCUACACGAAGUUGCUAGACCGCCUACACAAGCUGACACUUGCUGUCGAGGGGAUUGAGGCUGCAUUUGGAGCUGAGCGACAAAAGCGCGAGGCUGAAAAGCGAUCAUUGGAGGAAAAAAUGGCUGCUAUCAAGAAAGCCAGUGAAGCUCGAGAAGCCCUCGCUGAUUUUGCAAUCGGCGGAGGUGCACCAGCUCCAGUGCCAGGUUUAUCGCCACCUGCUAGAGGUGGCCGACCUCGACUGGGUGAUUACAUGGAUUUCUAUCGCAAUAAAAUGGCUGCUGGCAAUUCUCCUGGGAUCGCACCCCUGCCAGGUGCAGCUGGUCCCUAUCAGCCUCCUCCAAUGGGUGUACCCUCUCAACCCGGUCCUUAUUAUGGAAUGCAGCCUGGACAACCGCCUCACUUCCAGGGAGGGCACCCUGGUGGAUAUGCUGGACCGCCAUCGCCUGCACCGAGCAGUAUUCCAGACUCUUCCGGUUAUCCGUACCAGCAGUUCCCAGAUGAACAUGGGCGACCAUCUCCGAUACUUCAGCAACAUCCUUACUCGCAAGUCUCACCAAUGCCUGCUGCAUCCUACGCUGCCCAAGCGAUAGCCCAAAAUCCAGCGCUUGGUCUUCCAGCGCAUCUGCAAGGCGCUCAAGCUCCCAGACAUCAAACACCUCCUCCGUCGCAGGCUUACGUGCCUCAGAUGCCACCACAGAGCAAUCAUACGCAUGUUCCUGUAUCUGCGCAAUACCCGCCUGGACAGUAUGCGCCUUAUUCGGGACCAGGGAGUAUGCCUACACCUGCGGUGGCGACUCCAAUCGCUUCUGUAAGUGCAGCACCGCCAGUGGCGCAAUGGAACGCUCCACAACAGCAAAUUCCGGCUCAUAUGGUACCGAAUGCGCAAACGCAGCAUAAUCCGCCCGUGGCACAUCCAAACUUAUCAUCUGCUUCGCAGUAUCCUGGAUCUGCUCCUUUGGCUGGAUCACAGCAUUUAAUGCAACCAGCUCCUGUCCAACAGCAGCAGCCACCCAUCUCGAUGCGACAUCAGAAUCCUAUGCUUGUUCCACAAGCAGCUCCGCAGCCAUCUCUACCUGCUGCAUCUGUGCAAAAUUACACAGGAAGGCACAGUGAACCCUAUUCGGCGCCCUUACCCCCUCAACAGCCGGCUCCGUUCCCUCCUAUGUAUGUCAAUCCUCCGUUGGGUCAGACCCAGCAAGUAUUUCCACAACGACCGGAGCCAAGUUUUGCCCCGAUACAACCUACACAGCAUUCCGCGCCAAUGAAUGGCCUCCCAAUGCAGCAAAGCUUUGACCAGCAUGUGCAGCCGGUACAACAGCAGCAGCAGUUUGCGACAAUGCCAAUGGGUAACCAAGGCAGCGGAACGCCACAGUCACAACCUGCUUCUAGACCCGGCUCACAAACACAACAACCGCUCCCACAGACUCAACAGCCGCAGCAGAACCAGCCUGUGCCUCAAUUUGCACCUAUACAACCCAAUGGAAUCUCUCCAUGGCAUGUCGGCGUAGUUCCUAGUCAGUCACCAUCUCCUUGGCACGUUGGUGUUGGCGUCGCUGGAGCACCGUCCAACAUGUCUCCUGUCCCUUCAGGCCCUGCACCUCCACAGCAGUACCAGCACGUAUCUCCUGCCCCUGCACCUCCUGCUCCUUCACAACAGUAUCAGCCACCGCAACAACCAGUACAACAACCAGUGCUAGCGCAAACUCCGGUUCAACCACAGCAGAAGCCUAUUUCAAAUGUGGAUCUUCUGGAUGGAAUAAUUGAUAACCCCAAUCUGCCACCGGCUAUGAUUCCGCAGCCAACUUCUAUGGGAAACCAAGAUCUGCUCCGAGCAUGCGCUCCAUCUUCGUCAACUAUAUCAAAUGAGUCAUUGACUCUUUCUGCUAUAAAUCGACUACCCGGAACGCCUGUUUCUUCACCGGCCCAACAAACGACAGCGCCUCCUGCACCCAAUGUUAAUAGUUCGCAGACACAAGCAACAUUGCUGAAUAAUGUAUUCAGUGCGCAAAGUCAAGUUCAGAUCCCCCCACCAGCAGCGCAAGCUCCUCGUCCUGCGGCUGCUGUUAUGCCCAUUCAACAUCAGGGAGUGUCCAACGUCCCAUCGGACCGUACAGUUUCGGUAUCUACACCGGCACCAGCGACAGCACCAGUUUCAGUUCCUACAACAACAGUAGCUUCUUCUCAGUCGUCCAGAAUUCUUCCAUUGUCUGAGCUCAUGGAUCCGUCAAAGUUCGAACUUGGCCCUGGUGAUAAAACAAGGCUCGAGAAACGCCAACUUCAUGAACAUAUCCGAAGUGGUGGUGACGUUCCAUUGCCCCAACGAGAUGAGAUUGUGUUUGAUAUUUUGAGAUCUGUGACGUGAACUCUUCGACGUUGACCAUCGACCAGCAUUGGAUUGUUGUGACUUGUGUGUGUGCCGUGUGUUUUAGUCAUCUACAUAUUUGUGAUUCAAAGUAAUAGUUCUGUGAUUACCGUGUACAUGCAAAAAUUCUUGUUUUGACCGAAUUUCUGUAAUCUGUUUCUCGUGUGCAUAAUGUGCUUCCACUUUAUCUGCUAUUUUCAUUUUUUCAUUCUCCGACUGUGAUUGUAAAGUAAGUAUGAAAAUGCCAAAUGUAAGGGUUAACUUUGCGCAAGGGUGAAGUUCCGGUGGUGGUGGUGUUUUCUGCUUAGUGAGAUUAUAUUAUUCGACUAAGUCAUGCAUGUGAUGAUUAUAUAAGUAAGCCAUAGUAGUCCAGUAAAGCUAUGUUCAUCUUGUUUAUAUAGCAGUCUUGCUAGUAAAAACUUUUCUAAAUGUUUUCUUGAAGUUUUUCAAAGUAAGGUAUGAUGAUAAAUAAAAAAUGGGGCUCUAAUCUCAUUUAUAUACCGU
This is a messenger RNA of Cylicocyclus nassatus, 4952 nucleotides long. NCBI's taxonomy places the organism in Eukaryota, Metazoa, Nematoda, Chromadorea, Rhabditida, Strongylidae. The record is from the annotation of a GenBank genome assembly.